This is a messenger RNA of Penicillium diatomitis, 825 nucleotides long. RefSeq names its product CCAAT-binding factor complex subunit HapE (gene hapE). The coding region runs from base 1 to 825 and encodes 274 amino acids. The transcript has 4 exons. The record is from RefSeq and is a predicted model, not a curated record. Gene Ontology annotation, molecular function: protein heterodimerization activity; DNA binding; DNA-binding transcription activator activity, RNA polymerase II-specific. Lineage: Eukaryota; Fungi; Ascomycota; Eurotiomycetes; Eurotiales; Aspergillaceae. Gene Ontology annotation, biological process: regulation of DNA-templated transcription. Gene Ontology annotation, cellular component: nucleus; CCAAT-binding factor complex.
AUGGACCAAGCUUCGCAGAAUGCCCAGCAGCAAGCUAGACAGCAACAACAGCAACAACAGCAGCCUCAGCCAGGCGCUCUCUACGAUGUGCGGAACGGUGGCCACUACGGAGCGAGUGCUGCGCUCGCCGCACAGGGAUUCGCGCCCGUUUCCGACCUUUACACUGGUACCUGGGCAAAUGUCAACCAAGGGCUUCAGGGCACAGCCCGUGAUAUUCUCACUACCUACUGGCAACAUGUGAUCAGUCAUCUGGAAACCGACAACCACGAUUACAAGAUCCACCAGCUUCCCCUCGCGCGUAUCAAAAAGGUCAUGAAGGCGGACCCGGAAGUGAAGAUGAUCUCUGCCGAAGCGCCCAUCCUGUUCGCCAAGGGCUGCGACAUCUUCAUUACUGAGCUGACAAUGCGCGCUUGGAUUCAUGCGGAGGAUAACAAGCGACGCACACUCCAGCGAUCCGAUAUUGCCGCAGCGCUGUCCAAGUCAGACAUGUUCGACUUCUUGAUCGAUAUUGUCCCGCGCGAAGAGGCCACUUCCCACGCGAAGCGAUCCAGUCAGGCUGGCGCCGGUGGGCCAGGUCAGGCUCCAGGCCCAGGUCAGAUGCCGCCGACUCAGCACGGUCUGUCUCAGCACAUGGGUCCCACGGACUACGGUUCUCUAGGCCCACACGGCAUGCCCCAGGAGAAUGAGUAUCGCCAGCAGCAGGCGAUGUAUCCUGGGGCUGUGCAGCAGGAUCCAACUGGCGCGUAUGGCCAGCCACAGCCACAGAUCUUUGAGGGCAUGUAUGCUUAUCAUCAAAUGCCUCCUCAGCAGGUUCGUAAAUCCUGA